Solanum dulcamara is the source of this 4064-nucleotide messenger RNA. Its product is annotated as protein unc-13 homolog. The record is from RefSeq and is a predicted model, not a curated record. The transcript has 26 exons. NCBI's taxonomy places the organism in Eukaryota, Viridiplantae, Streptophyta, Magnoliopsida, Solanales, Solanaceae. Bases 269 to 3697 code for a protein of 1142 amino acids.
AGCAAUAAAGAAGAAAGAGACAUAAACUGAUCAACAAAAGCGGAAACAAAAAAACAGACGACUACUUUUUCCGGCUUUGUGCCAUUUCUUUCGGCUCUUUUCACCACCUUUCACCUUCUCGCCGGAAAACGCCGUACGCGGUGGCUAUUUUCACCGGCUGGAAUCGGAAGCGAUUCCGAUUAUUCGAAUGCUCAUAGAACUUUUUGUCUUCUAAUUCACCGGCCCCGUUUUUUCCCGGCGGCGGGAAAUUCGUUAAAUAUUAACGGUGAUGAUGGAGACAAAUUCUCUUCUACAACGGUAUCGUAACGAUCGUCGGAAGCUUCUAGAGUUUCUUUUAUCAUGUGGGUUAAUUAGAGAAAUUCGAACUCCUUCUGGUCCCACUUUCUCCCUCUCUAACAUCAAUCUCGAUGUUAUUAGUGCUGAUUAUGUUCUUGAAUGUGUACAAUCUGGUGGGGUGCUGGAUGUUUCUUUAGCAGCUAAGAAGUAUCACGAUGAACGUCGACAUCCAAAAACAAUGCAGUUGCACACAGGCGACGCAUAUUUUCUUGUUACAGAUCCAGAAUCAGCUGGCUCCCAGCCUCAGCAUAUUCCGCCUUCUAUUAUGAAGAAUCACUCCAAUAAUAAUGGAUCAUGCCAUUCUGAUUUGACAGAUUUCUCUCUUUACGGUGGUGAUUAUGGGGUUAACAGUAAAACUGCAGGAACUGCAGGGUCAUUUAGCAUUAAUCAAGCUGAUUUUCCAUCAAUAGGAAUACCUGUACUUAAAACCGGACUACUGGACGAUGAUUUGCGUGAAUCUGCCUAUGAAGUAUUCCUUGCUUGCAUGGUCUGCUCUGGGCUUGAGGUUCGCUUGACUGAGGGUAAAAAGAAAGAGAAGAGUCCUAGAUUUCUGUCUGGGCUGAAGAGAAGAGAGAAAAGACAUUCACGGUCCCUAUCUGGGUCCCUGUCUUUCGAUAGAAACGCCGAGCUCAUUGAAACUUUCAGGACACAAAUGCAGAUCUCAGAACCAAUGGAUGCUCUCACUCGGAGAAAGUUGGUGCGUUUAGCUUCUGAGAAAUCGUUUGGACAAAUUGAUGUUCCUCAAAUCACACUGGGGCUUUUGAAUGGCACAACAAAGUCUGAAUUUUUGAAUGAGAAGUCAUACAUCCAAUGGAAGAACAGACAAGCUAAUAUUCUUGAAGAACUUUUAUCUGCUGAGAAAUCAGUUGGAGUUUUUCUUGCAAAAAUUAGGAAUUUUGAGGAAUGGGACAUUAAGAUGUCUCCCUCUAAAUGCAGAGAGGUGCUAUUUUCCAUUAGAAAUAUUGCUUCGACAUUGUCAUCUAUGCCUGGAAAUUGUGGUGUAAAAGGCGAAACAUACUACUGGAGUGCUGGUUAUCCCUUUAACAUGAGGUUGUAUGAGAAGCUACUCCUUGGUGUAUUUGACAUUCUGGAAGAUGGCAAGCUCAUAGAGGAAGCUGAUGAAAUCCUAAAGCUCAUCAAAUCAACAUGGCCUUUGUUGGGCAUUACCCAGAAGUUACAUGAUGUAUUAUAUGGAUGGGUGCUUUUUCAGCAGUUUGUUGGGACAGAGGAGGCGAUGCUUUUGGAGUAUGCAGUUCGUAAAGUGCGGAAUAUUCCAUCAUCUGAAGAUGUCGUACAGAAUGAAAAGAAGUAUUUGGAGAGUCUAGUUUGUGUUAAUGACUGCAGUGGCUCUGAGAUUAGGCUAAAUUUGGUGCAGUCUAUCCUUUGGUCAAUUGGUUUAUGGUGUGACAAUAAGUUGCAGGAUUAUCAUUGGCAUUUUUUUCAGAAGCCUUCUCUUUUCAAGGGGGUGUUAUCCAUGGCAUUGGCAGCAGGAAAUCAGAAGUUCGAUGCGUCUGGAAAUAUGGAGCUGAUGCUCAAUGCUUCAAAUGAGAUCAUUGAUAGCAAAGUCAGAAUGUACGUUGAGAGGUCUGCCGAAGCUGCUUGCCAGAGGGUUACUGAUGCAAUAAAUACUGGAUCUAAAGUAGAUAAGAAACAUCUCUUGGCUUUGCUUGCAAGUGAAUUGAAGUCAAUUGCUGAGAGACAGCUGACUGUUUACCAUCCAGUCCUGAGGCAUUGGUGUGCUGAAUCUGGAGUACUUUCAGCUUCGAAAUUGCACAGAUUUUAUGGUGAAAGACUGGAGCCAUUUCUCAAGAAUAUAUCUUGCCUUUCCGAAGAUGUGAAGCAGGUGCUUGCUGCAGCUAUUCUGUUAGAGAAUUGCCUAAUUGAGCUCCAUUCAUCCGAACAAGUAGAAAAGGGCGUGCAUUCUCCAUUGAUGUUUGAUUUUGAGCGUGAGAUUGGAGAAAUCGCAAGGCCAAUUAUUCUUGAUUGGGUGAUUGCUCAGCAUGCGAGGAUACUUGAAUGGACUGGACGUGCUGCUGAUCUCGAGGACUGGGAACCCCUAUCACAUCAGCAAAAACAAGCAGCUUCAGCUGUAGAAGUAUUUAGAAUCAUAGAGGAGACUGUUGAUCAAUUUUUUGAGCUGAGGCUUCCAGUGGAUAUCACGCACUUGCAGGCUUUACUUUCCAUAAUCUUUCACACAUUGGAUGCCUACUUGCAGAAAGUGGUUAACCAGUUAGUUGACAAGCAUAAUCUUUAUCCUCCUGCUCCUCCCUUGACUCGUUAUAAGGAGACAGCAUUUCCGAGUGCCAAGAAAAAGUUGGUUGAAUCUGUGGUUCUUGAUAAUGUGGUGAAUAAGAAGUUGGGCGCCUUGACAACGUCCAAACUUUGUGUCAGAAUGAACACCCUUCAAUAUAUGCAGAAAAAAAUUUCCUCCCUUGAGGAUGGUAUUAGGGAGUCGUGGUCAGCUGUUAGAGUUUUUAAAGAUCAGACACGCCCUGAUGAGGAUUCUCAUUGGACUUCAAAUGGGAUUUUGGAAAUGUGUAGUGAGUCAGUUGAUGAGCUUUUUGUUGCCACCUUUGACUGCAUCCGUGAUAGCGCUGCUGAUGCUAUCAAGAGAACUUGUGCGUUAGUGGGAGCUAGAGUUGUGUUUUGGGACAUGAGAGAACCAUUCAUAUUUAAUUUAUAUCAUGGUGAUGUUGAAGGAGCACGACUGGAAACUAUACUUCCACAGUUUGAUAGAGUCCUCAAUAAUGUUUGUGCUCUGAUUGAUGAAACUCUCAGAGACAUUGUAGUGAAAAGUAUUUUUAUGGCAUCUCUGGAAGGUUAUGCUUGGGUGUUACUAGAUGGAGGUCCUUCGCGUGCAUUUUCUGAUUUUGAUGUUGUCAUGAUGGAAGAUGACCUCAAUAUAUUAAAGGACUUGUUUGUUGCUGACGGAGAAGGACUUCCCCAAUCGCUAGUUGAAGAAGAAGGAAGAUUCGCUCAUCAAAUCCUCAGUUUAUUUUCCCUCCGGGCUGAAUCUGUGAUCCAAUUGUUGAUGACUUCUAGUGAACACAGUUCAAUAGGACUUGAAGCACAUAAAUAUGGCCACAGACAUCUGGGAGAUGCACACACCUUGAUACGCGUUUUAUGUCACAAGAAGGAGAGAGAAGCUUCGAAAUUCUUGAAGCGGCAUUACCACCUCCCACCAUCGUCAGUGUAUGAUGAGACUGCAGCAGAGGACGCCUCUAUGAAGUCGCCACUUAUGGCAGAUCUCAUUAAAAGGAGCGCUUCGUUUCGUUGGUCUGACAAAAGCAGUAGCAGUUUCAGAUCUUUAAAGAAGAAAAUUCAAGACGCAACAUCAGAUUUUAGGCAAGUGGGAUGGUGAUGAUGGCCGGCUUCCUAAUAUCAGUUCCCGUUGAAGGUACUUGUUAGUUGUUCGUUGGCAUUUGACCCCAAAAUCACAAAGCUGCAUAAAUCCAAAUUGCAUUAAAAUGAAGACUGAGAGGGUACUCCAUUUGGGAGUAUUAUGCUCAGAAAAUUUUGUCAUGUUUGCUUCUAACUUUGAAGUUGUAGAUCAAUGUUAUGAACUCUGGGGCUCAAAAAUAAAAGUAAAAGAAACAUUCCCCGAUUAUGUUAUGUCUACAUCUCAUACCUAAUUAAGAAGAAAAAUGAACAUUGUGAUAUAUCAUGUAUGCCUGUCCUUACUCUCUACAUUAUUGAAAUUUGACAUGUUCUUUUCUGUUCCACCACAA